AUGACCGUCUUUUCACUAAAUAUCCGUAAUCGGGUCGGAUCUUCAUCCCAACCCGAUAUAACGAAACAUUGGUGGAUCCGGAUCCAACACUCGAACCCGUCGAGCCGAUCGGGGGAACGAAUAGUUCUGGACGUGUUGCGUGUUUGGAUCAUACAAAGAAGAAAUCGGCGGGAGAAGCUAUGUCGAGGCUAUGGGCAAGAUUUGCCGGAUUCUUCAGCAGCAAGAGUUUCAUCGGAGCUGACAAGACUGGUAACAAGUACUUUUCCAGAAUGGAGGAGAUUGACGGAUUCGGCGAUGAAGGAGAAAAGAUGGGUUGUCUUUAGACGAGAAGAGGAUCCGACCUCUAUUCCUGUUGAAUGGAUAUGCUGGCUGAAUGGGCAGCGAAAAAGGGCUCCUACUCCAGAGGAAAUGGCUCAGCUUGAAGCAAGGCGUGAGCGUGUGAAGCUUAAUGUUGCUCUUCUCAAGAAAGAAGAGGAGGAGAAGAAAGCCAGAGAAGGCACUGGACGCAAAAUCACGAGCAUCGGUAAAGUUGAGGGUCCGGAUUUGACAAGCUUUGUUCGCCACUUUCCAGCGGAUUCAACAGGUGAUAAACAAGGGGAAGCUAGUGAAGAAGCGGAUGAAUCAAGGGCCAAGGAACAUGAACCCGAGAUAGCUACUCCAGAACCACCCGAACCAAAGACAACAGAGCCAUCAGGGUCUGGAUCAUCAUUUAGGCCCGGGACAUGGCAGCCACCAUCCUAAACACAUCUCAUGUUCGCGCAGAUAACAAAGCAACAUAAUUUUCCGUCCAAUUAUUUGUUUGAUGUAGUCUACAGAAACCGAUCGGUUUGAAUCGUCCUACAGUUGAAUUAGAGACCAUAGCGCUUUGCAGGACCCUAGAUUUGUGGCCUUUGACGUUGUUAUUGAGGACAUAGAAGAGUCAAAAUGAGAAGCCAUCUUCUUAUGAAUUUUAUUUUGUUUCUUUGGGUGGGUUUUGCCUUGUCUCUUGGCAUUGUGCUUGAGACUUAAAAUUGCCUUUGUCCUUCAUAGCUAAAGAAGAGCCUACCUACCCUACGUUUUUCCUCGUUGACUUUUGUUUAUUAGAAUUUAAACGAUUUGUUUCUUGGGUUAUAUCAUGGUUGAAUGAGUAUAUAUUUUCAUGUCA
Thlaspi arvense is the source of this 1144-nucleotide messenger RNA. NCBI's taxonomy places the organism in Eukaryota, Viridiplantae, Streptophyta, Magnoliopsida, Brassicales, Brassicaceae. The record is from the annotation of a GenBank genome assembly.